CUGUUUGCAAAUAUGCGGCCAUGUUGACAAUCGAGAACUCCGAAUCCGGUGUUAUAAACGUAUUCAGCGCGUUUGGGGAAGCUUUGUUGUUUUUUUAGGUGAGUGUGUAUGUUUUGUUUGCCCUGCAUUUGGUGCAUUUUUUAUCCGCAACAGAUUGCCGCUGUGACCCGAAAGUGCCAGCGAAAAAUCAAUUACCGCCGUGUGGCGCAAAAGUACCAGAGUGUGUGCAGUAGUAGUUUCCCCCGAAAGGUGCGUUACCGGAGUUAUAUAAAAGACCGCAUUCGAUCGAUAGCGCGGUGGUCCUAGGUAGGCAGCGCUCUAGAGCCGCAUACACGCAGUUCGCCAGACCGUGCACAGACGGUUGUUGGGUCAGAGCGUGCAGGAUUCGUUUCCUGCUGCUGGUGGUGACCCAGGACCAGUGAAUUGAAACUGUAGCUGCAUAAGAAACUGUGCUCAGUUUCCAUUGCGGACCAGUUAAACGCGAGUGCUGUUGUCCACAAUGGGCUGGUGGUGCUGCUGCUUUCCGUCUUUUAUUAUUCGUGCCGGAUAAGGAACAUUACGGAAGGCCAUAGAUGAGCAUCGAUCCCAUCAAUGCGACCGCACAGACUACGCAUCGCUAUCAUACUCAUAGUAUUCAUCGCAGCAGCACGCUUCUCGUAGAACAACUAGUGCAAACAACGCCGCCGCAACCGCAAUUCACCGCCUGCUACACGAACACAAUUUUAAAUGCCACAUUAGGAAAGGCAGCAGCCAAGGAUCCGCUUAGCAACGCAGCGUACGACGGCACGGAGACGGUGGACGCAAACCAUGAGCUGCUAGAUUAUUAUCUCAAAGAUUCCAUUCGGGAACCAUCCAACGUUAAUGAGAACGCGUACAACCGCUUGGACUUAAAGCUCGACACGUUAGAUUUUAGCCUAACGAGACGUCUGCUAGGGGCCGUCUUCUUUCUGCUCAUCAUCUACGCCUGGAAGCAGUACAUUGACGACGAGGAAGAGUCCGACACAAUCUACAUUUGAUCCAAACGACUGUGCUAGCAUCCGACAAGGGCCUUCCGCGCACGGAGCUUGAAACGCGACUACCGAAACGAUGGGGACUAAGAAGGUCUCGUACUUCUUCAACCCGGACGUGGGCAACUUUCACUAUGGACCAGGACAUCCGAUGAAACCUCAUCGUCUCUCGGUCAUCCAUCAUCUGGUGAUGAACUACGGACUGCACAAAAAGAUGCAAAUUUACCGGCCAUACAAAGCAAGUGCGCAUGAUAUGUGCCGGUUCCACAGCGACGAAUACAUCGAAUUUCUGCAGCGGGUAACGCCGCAAAACAUUCAGGGCUACACCAAGUGUCUUUCCGUGUUCAACGUCGGUGACGAUUGUCCGGUGUUCGAUGGGUUGUUCGAGUUUUGCGCCAUGUACACCGGGGCCUCUUUGGAAGGUGCACAGAAGCUGAACCACAACCACAGCGACAUUUGCAUCAACUGGUCGGGCGGUUUGCACCACGCGAAAAAGUUUGAAGCGUCCGGCUUUUGCUACGUGAACGACAUUGUGAUAGGGAUAUUGGAGCUGCUCAAGUAUCACCCGCGCGUUCUGUACAUCGAUAUCGAUGUGCACCAUGGCGAUGGUGUGCAGGAAGCGUUCUAUCUGACCGAUCGCGUUAUGACGGUGUCGUUCCAUAAGUACGGCAACUACUUCUUCCCCGGAACUGGCGAUAUGUACGAAAUAGGGGCCGAGUCUGGACGUUACUAUUCGGUGAACGUGCCGCUAAAAGAAGGCAUCGACGAUCAGAGCUACGUGCAAGUGUUCAAGCCGGUCAUUUCGGCUGUCAUGGAGUUCUACCAGCCAACUGCGAUUGUGCUACAGUGCGGGGCAGAUUCGUUGGCGGGCGAUCGGUUGGGUUGCUUCUCGCUCAGCACGAAAGGCCAUGGCGAGUGUGUAAAGUUCGUCAAGGACCUGAACGUGCCGACGUUGGUUGUGGGUGGUGGAGGGUACACGUUGCGGAAUGUCGCCCGCUGCUGGACGUACGAAACUUCUCUGCUCAUCGACGAGACCAUUUCAAACGAGCUGCCGAUGAACGAUUAUCUGGAGUUUUUCGCGCCCGACUUCACGCUGCAUCCCGACAUCCCGAGCAGACAGGACAAUGCAAACAGCAAACAGUACCUGGAAGCGAUUACGCGGCAUGUGUACGAUAAUCUGAAGAUGUGUCAGCAUGCACCCAGUGUGCAGAUGUUCGACAUCCCGGAGGACGCGCUGCCGGAGGAGCUGAAGACGGUCAAGACGGAGGAACCGAAUCCCGAUGUGCGCAUUUCCCAGGAGGACGAAGAUCGGCUGGUGGAGCCGAAGAACGAAUUCUUUGACGGUGAAAACGACCACGACAAGAGUGAAAACGAGCCCUAGGGAUUUGGCGGAGCGAUACGUUUUAGCACAUAAGGAUUGUUUAAGCUGGGUGUAAGUGCGUGCACGGUCCCUCUUUCGGGAUAUCUUUUCGAACAAUCUCUUCCAUGAGCAAUGUCUCUUGGGCACAAUUUGAGGUUGCAGCUAACAUGAGACAUGGCUUCUUCCACGGAGAAAGCGGUAGAAGCGCGCGUCACGCGUGCUUUCUAGUACUUUCUAGGAUGCGAUAGCAAUAAAACACAAUGCAAAACACAACCUAA
Anopheles stephensi (Asian malaria mosquito) is the source of this 2645-nucleotide messenger RNA. RefSeq names its product histone deacetylase 3 (gene HDAC3). The record is from RefSeq and is a predicted model, not a curated record. Gene Ontology annotation, molecular function: histone deacetylase activity. The transcript has 2 exons. Bases 1087 to 2388 code for a protein of 433 amino acids. Lineage: Eukaryota; Metazoa; Arthropoda; Insecta; Diptera; Culicidae.